Molecule: messenger RNA, 1919 nt
Organism: Rana temporaria (common frog)
Lineage: Eukaryota; Metazoa; Chordata; Amphibia; Anura; Ranidae
Product: tubulin beta-4B chain-like
Exons: 4
Coding region: 53-1390 (445 amino acids)
Biological process (GO): mitotic cell cycle; microtubule cytoskeleton organization
Cellular component (GO): cytoplasm; microtubule
Molecular function (GO): GTPase activity; structural constituent of cytoskeleton; GTP binding
Source: RefSeq, a predicted model, not a curated record
CGGGGACAUAGUUCUCCGGGUUCCAGGGAAAGCAUACAAUUACACAGACGUCAUGAGGGAAAUCGUACAUCUACAGGCCGGCCAGUGCGGCAACCAGAUCGGAGCCAAGUUCUGGGAAGUAAUCAGUGAUGAACAUGGCAUUGACCCAACUGGCACAUACCACGGUGACAGCGAUCUCCAGCUGGAAAGAAUAAAUGUGUACUACAAUGAAGCAUCAGGUGGCAAAUAUGUUCCCCGUGCAAUUCUGGUGGACCUGGAGCCCGGCACAAUGGACUCUGUGCGGUCUGGACCCUUCGGGCAGAUCUUCAGACCAGACAACUUUGUGUUUGGUCAGAGCGGUGCUGGAAACAACUGGGCGAAGGGUCACUACACAGAGGGAGCAGAACUGGUUGACUCAGUAUUGGAUGUUGUAAGGAAAGAAGCAGAAAGCUGUGACUGUCUCCAGGGCUUCCAGCUCACACACUCUCUGGGUGGUGGUACUGGCUCUGGUAUGGGUACCCUCCUCAUCAGCAAAAUCAGAGAAGAGUAUCCAGACAGAAUCAUGAACACUUUCAGCGUUGUGCCCUCCCCCAAAGUGUCCGAUACUGUAGUAGAGCCAUACAAUGCCACCCUGUCUGUGCACCAGCUUGUAGAAAACACAGAUGAGACCUACUGCAUAGACAAUGAAGCCCUGUACGAUAUCUGCUUCAGAACCCUCAAACUCACCACACCCACCUAUGGAGACUUGAACCAUCUGGUAUCGGCCACCAUGAGUGGAGUCACCACCUGUCUGCGUUUCCCUGGCCAGCUGAAUGCUGAUUUGCGUAAACUGGCUGUCAACAUGGUGCCCUUCCCUCGUCUGCACUUCUUCAUGCCAGGCUUUGCGCCACUCACCAGCCGCGGUAGCCAGCAGUACCGGGCCUUAACUGUGCCUGAGCUGACCCAGCAGAUGUUUGAUGCUAAGAACAUGAUGGCUGCUUGUGACCCACGUCAUGGCCGCUAUCUGACUGUAGCUGCUAUUUUCAGAGGCCGUAUGUCUAUGAAAGAGGUGGAUGAGCAGAUGUUGAAUGUCCAGAACAAGAACAGCAGCUACUUUGUGGAAUGGAUCCCCAACAACGUGAAGACUGCAGUCUGUGACAUCCCACCAAGAGGUCUAAAGAUGUCUGCCACCUUCAUCGGUAACAGCACAGCCAUUCAGGAGCUGUUCAAGCGCAUCUCUGAGCAGUUCACAGCUAUGUUCCGCAGAAAGGCUUUCUUGCAUUGGUACACCGGGGAGGGCAUGGAUGAGAUGGAGUUCACUGAGGCAGAGAGCAACAUGAAUGACCUGGUGUCUGAAUACCAGCAGUACCAGGAUGCCACAGCAGAAGAGGAGGGAGAAUUCGAAGAGGAGGCUGAGGAAGAGGCUGCAUAAUUCAACCUGUUAACUGUUGUACAUUUUCAAACCUGUUUUGUUUACUUGUCUUUCCAUGUUUGUUUCUUUCCAUGUUUGUUACAGUAGUCUUGAGCCACUGAAAAUUUUUGACUUUGCCUUAACGUGAAACUCAGGUUUGUCUGGCCUUCAUGUAUUCUAAAACCAUACAUAGGGCUGCCAACUUGGAUUUCUCUAAUUGGAAACCUGACAAGUAUAGGGGCUAUAAUUGUAAUGUCAUUUCCUGGCUUCAAAAUUCACUAAAUUCAAGUAUAGAACCUGAUCUGUGCUUAUUAAGCUCAGGACUCUUUCUAAAGCCAGGCAACUAGCACUAGGAACCAACUGCCUGUACAUCUCGGCACAGGUUUUCUUUAGCUGUUAUAGAAUUAAAGUGCUACAGCAGAAAGAAGAUUAAAAGUAGUAGUUUUUGCUGCUGUAAACUGUUGAAUACUACUGUUCUUCAUCUAAACCAAUUUUCAUAUUUCAAUGCAAGUUGUACAGAAAAGUAACUAUUAAACAGUUUUUCAUAAAA